AUGGGAACGGUCAAACUUGAGUGGAAGAAGGCUGCUAGUCGCUACGUCCAUUAUCAUAGCGCAGAUGAGACGAGAAAAGAGAAGAAUCGGCAUAAAAAUGAAGCAGAGACCACAGCUGCGCCUGUGAAGAUGUCCUCAGAGCAGGAGGAGAAGGGGGAGGAGGACGUUGAUGAAGAUGAGAAGGAGAGAAAAGAGGAGAACAGGAGAGAGAGGAGGGAGAGGAGGAGGAAGAAGAGAGCGGCCGAGGUGGAGGAGCUGACCAGUGCUGGACACCAGGCUCUGAAACAGGGACAAGCCCAGGAGGCUUUGCAGCUCUUCAGAAGAGCACUAAAGGCCGCCAGCCAGCUGGGGGAGUCCCGUGUGGUGUCAGCCUGCUGCUUGAACCUGGGUGCAGUGCUGGUAGAGACUGGGGAUCCUGAGUCUGGAUUGGACUACCUGGGCAAAGCACAGCCUGGAUCCAAGUCCCAGCGCCUCCCUGACCUCCAGUUCAACCUGGCACUGGCCCAUAAUGCUCUGGGGGAGAGGCAAAAGGCGGUAGAGCAUUUCCUCCAGGCCGCACAGCUGUACAGCUCACAGGGAAACAGUCUGGAGGAAGGACACAGCUGCUGGGAGAUGAGCCGCUGCCACGCCCUGGACAAGGAGCACUCAUUAGCGAUUAGCGGCUACCUGCGGGCCGCUGAGAGCUACCGCGUGGCUAACAUGCAGCACUCUGCUGCUGUGGCCUUAAAGGAGGCGGCCUCUCACAUGGUCCAGGCAGAGUCCAGCCCCAGUGAUGUCACCAAGGUCCUGUCUGACUGCCUUAGCUUGACUGACAGCAUCACAGACCAAAGCAUUCUGGGUGAGUUGUACCUAUCAGUGGGCGUGGUCUUCUGUCAGGUGCGCUCCUUCCAGGAGGCAGUACAGUGUUUCCAGAAAGCUCUAAGCCCCGCCUCCCAGCUGCAGGAGCGCCCUCUGUUGGCCAAAGUACUGCUGAACCUGGGGGCAGCUCUGAAUGCUGUGGGGGAGUUUAAGGCUGCACUGGAGUACCACCGCCUGGCUGCUAAGCUCUAUGGAUCCCUGGGGCUCCGUGGACAACAAGCACAGUGCUUCAGUAACCUGGCACUGGCCUGUCGUCACCUUGGAAACGACGAGGAGGCCAUUGAGAGCUUCAACCACGCACUGCAAGGGUUCACUGACUCAGAGGAGCACAGCGCACAAGUGCAGGUGUGUGAGGCUCUGGCUGAAGUCUAUCUGAAGCAGAGGAAGCAGCACAAAGCCAUUCAGCUGUACAGACAGGCCCUGCUCUCCCUCAGCCACUGUCAGGACUCAGAGGGCGUGGGCCAGCGGCUGGUGGAGCGUCUUACUGCUGCUCUGCGCAUCACGGUGGCACAGAGGCCACGCCCCUUUGGACAGAUCAGGCCACACCCACUGAGCCCCCUUUCGAGAAGACUGGACACACCAAGUCCCACAAAAGUACUUAGUCAGCAGAGAGACGACUCAAAAGGGGAAGGGCCAAGCGAGCCAUGGUCCGACCGGGAGCUGCACACUGACAGUGAAGUGUCAUUGGUCCAAAAGACAGAAGACCCACCUCCUGACACUCCUGACAGUGUGCAGACUCCUCCCCUUUUGAAGAGGCUGCGCUCCAGGUUCUGCUCGCUCAUGUAA
Periophthalmus magnuspinnatus is the source of this 1644-nucleotide messenger RNA. Its product is annotated as tetratricopeptide repeat protein 24. The record is from RefSeq and is a predicted model, not a curated record. The coding region runs from base 1 to 1644 and encodes 547 amino acids. The transcript has 13 exons. NCBI's taxonomy places the organism in Eukaryota, Metazoa, Chordata, Actinopteri, Gobiiformes, Gobiidae. Gene Ontology annotation, molecular function: protein binding.